AUGUCAACCCCUCAGAUCAUCCAGGGACUCUCGUCCGCUGGAUCCACCCUUGGUGCAUACUCCAGACAGCAGCUGGCGACUUUGCGCAACCGCUUCCUCAACACAGAGAAGCGAAGAACAAGAUACCAGCUCGUUCAGACAUCCUUUAGCGUUCACCGACCAGUCUGGAUUGCCGCGGGUGGUGCGGCCUAUACAACCAUGGGCGCCGUCUAUCUGACCCUACGCUACAUGCGACACUUAAAGUAG
Molecule: messenger RNA, 246 nt
Organism: Aspergillus aculeatus ATCC 16872
Lineage: Eukaryota; Fungi; Ascomycota; Eurotiomycetes; Eurotiales; Aspergillaceae
Exons: 2
Coding region: 1-246 (81 amino acids)
Source: RefSeq, a predicted model, not a curated record